AUGGAGAAGCGAUGUAGUAAGGUUGAUGAUUCUGGUGGGCUAACAGAGAAAGAGAUGAUCAGAGCUGAGAGAAAUGCAGGUUUCAUUAGCAGUAGAUUGAGGGAGAUUCAGAUGCAAAACUAUUUGAGGAAGAAAGAACAGAAAACUCAACAAGAGAAGGAUCUUCGUGAAGGGCUCCAGUUUUUCAAGAAUGGUAAAUAUGAGGAAGCAUUGGAUAGGUUUGAGUCUGUGUUAGGCUCUAAACCAAGACCAGAUGACGCAUCAGUUGCAAAGCUGAUAAGAGUUGUGUUGAUAGGUUCAACCUGGUCUCUCGGCUCUGGAAGAAGCAUUGAAGUCAGGAUAUAG
This is a messenger RNA of Eruca vesicaria subsp. sativa (arugula), 345 nucleotides long. The record is from the annotation of a GenBank genome assembly. NCBI's taxonomy places the organism in Eukaryota, Viridiplantae, Streptophyta, Magnoliopsida, Brassicales, Brassicaceae.